This is a messenger RNA of Ornithorhynchus anatinus (platypus), 1465 nucleotides long. RefSeq names its product sphingomyelin phosphodiesterase acid like 3A (gene SMPDL3A). The annotation marks the transcript as partial. Gene Ontology annotation, biological process: sphingomyelin catabolic process. Gene Ontology annotation, molecular function: sphingomyelin phosphodiesterase activity. NCBI's taxonomy places the organism in Eukaryota, Metazoa, Chordata, Mammalia, Monotremata, Ornithorhynchidae. The transcript has 8 exons. The record is from RefSeq and is a predicted model, not a curated record.
CCGCCGCCGCCGCCCACCGCCCACUGGCCCUCCGCUCACGCCGAGCCCCCCGCUGCCCCCGCCGCAGGUCAGUUCUGGCACGUCUCGGACUUGCACUUGGACCCCACGUACCACCUCACGGACGACCAUACCAAAGUGUGUUCUUCGUCCAGGGGCGCCAACGCCUCCAACCCCGGGCCCUUCGGGGACAUCCUGUGCGAUUCUCCUUAUCGCCUCAUCUUGUCGGCCUUCAGUUUCAUGAAUCGCUCGGGCCAGCCGGCCUCCUUCAUGAUAUGGACGGGGGACAGCCCUCCCCAUGUGCCGGUGCAAGAACUGUCCACCAACACGGUCAUCAGCGUCAUUGCCAACAUGACGGCCACCAUCCGGAGCCUCUUUCCUGGCCUACAGGUGUUUCCCGCCUUGGGAAACCAUGACUACUGGCCCCAGGACCAACUGCCUAUUUCUACCAGCGAAGUGUACAGUGCCGUAGCCAACUUCUGGAAGCCGUGGCUCUCUGAGGAUGCGCUCCGGACCCUGCGCAAAGGUGGCUUCUACUCACAGACCCUUCCGUCCAACCUCAGCCUUCACCCCCUCCGGAUAAUCAGUUUAAAUACGAAUCUAUACUACAGUCCCAAUGCUGUGACCCUGAACUUGACCGACCCGGCUCACCAAUUUGAGUGGCUGGAGGAGACGUUACAAGGCUCCCGGCAGAAGAAGGAAAAGGUGUACGUAAUAGCUCACGUCCCGGUGGGCUAUCUCCCGUACGUAAGCAACACCACGGCCAUGAGGGAGUAUUACAACGAACGACUGGUGUCCACGUUCCGCAAAUACAGCGAUGUCAUUUUGGGACAGUUCUAUGGCCACACCCACCGGGAUAGCCUCAUGGUCCUGGCGGACGAUCAAGGAAGGCCCGUGAAUUCCCUGUUCGUGGCCCCUGCGGUCACCCCAGUGAAGACCGUGUUCGAAAGGCAGACCAACAACCCGGGCGUCAGGCUGUACCAGUAUGAUCUUCUGGAUUACAGCCUGCUGGACCUCUGGCAGUAUUAUCUGAACCUGACCGAGGCCAACCUGAAGGAAGAAUCCAACUGGAAACUGGAAUACAUCCUGACUAAAGCGUACGGCGUCAAAGACCUGCAUCCCCAAAGCCUGCACGGCUUGGCUAAGCAGUUUGCCCGCCUGGACAGCAAGCAGUUCCAAAAAUACUACAAUUACGUCUUCGUGAGUUACAACAGCAGCGAGGUUUGCAGUGGAGAGUGUAAGACGAGACAAGUGUGUGCGAUCCUGAAUCUCGAUCGGACUUCCUACACGGAGUGCAUCGGGCGGGGGGAGAGGCCUGGUCAAGACCCUCAGGCUGACCAGUAGGGGUUUCCCCCUCGACCUCCAUUGGCUCCUCCAACUUGACGCUUCUCUGCUCUGUAUUUGCCGAGUACCCAGCACAGUGCCCCGGUACCAAGUGGGCAUUCAAUAAAUACACCUGUUACUACUG